GUCUCUCGUAUUGUUUAGCGAAUAAUAAACACGAGUAUUAUCUAGGUACGGAAGGAGAAUAUAUUUUUAUUUUCCGACGAGUGCGGGAGGCUAAUUCUGAACGCUUUUGCGUUUGCAGGUGUGAAAUGUCCUGGUAAUGCUUGGUGAACACAAAAAGUUGUUCAUGUUUUAAGUGCGUGUCCGCGGCCAUUUUGAAUUGCAUGUUGGUCAUAAGCAGUGAGGUUGUAUGGGCAAUGCAGUGCACACGGGGAAUUCCGUGUACAAGGUGUUUACUUGUAUUAAAUGUGUACAAUAUAUGUAACUCUAUUUUUUAAAUAAGUGAAUGCUUCAAAUUUAUAGUAGGCAAACAACCACCCACUAAAUAUUUGAAUAUUUGUCGUAAUCUUAAUAAAAACAUUCUGCAGCGACAUGAAGUGACAAAUAAUAUUAUAAAUUGAUGUUACUUCGAGUAACUUAGGCCUGUAUUCUGAUAGAAAAUAAUUUUUUGUGGAAUUAGAAAACUAAUUUUUUUUUUCAGCUUUUAACUAAAGGUGCCAUUUUGAUUUACGGCUUAUGACCUGCUAAUCACAUGUACUAUAUGCCCAGAAGUAUGUGGAAGCCUGACCAUCACACGCAUAUGCGCUUGUUGAACAUCCCAGGUGGCUAGUGUUUAGCACUGUUGCUUCGCACCUCCAGGGUUGGGGGCUCGAACCCCACCUCCACCCUGUGUGUUCAGAGCUUGCGUGUUCUCCCCGUGCUUCUUCCGGGUACUCCGGUUUCUUCCCCAAGUCCAAAGACGUGUUGUUGUUUGGCAUUUCCAAAUUGUCCGUAGUGUGUGAGUGUGUGUACGAUUGAGCCCUGCUAUGGGUUGGCACCAUGUCCAGGCUACACCAUGACCCCGUGUAGGAGGUACAGAAGAUGGAUGGAUGAAUGUCCCAGUCCAAAACCAUGGUCUUUAAUAUGGAAUUGGUCCCCAGUUUGCUGCUAUAGCAGCCUCCAAUCUUUUGGGAAGUAUUUAUACUAGAUUUUGGAAUGUUGCUGUGGAAAUUUGUGGGAUUUCAUUUAGCUGCAAGAGCAUUAGUGAGCUCAUGCACUAAUGUCUGAUAAGAAGGCCUGGUGCGCAGUCGGCAUUCCAAAUCAUCCCAGUGGUGUUCAGUGGGGUUGAUGUCAGGGCUCUGUGCAGGCCAUUCAUUUUUUUUCCACACCAAUCUUGCUAAACCAUGUUUUAUGGACCUCACUUUGUGCAUAAGGGCACUAUCAUGCUGGAACAGGUUUGGGCCAGACCCAUUAAAUCUAGUGACAGGAAGCUAUACAAAGACAUUCAAAUGGACAAGUAUGUGCUUCUAACUUUGGAGCAACAAUUUGGGGAAAGCCCACAUGUAGUGAGGUGUCCACAUACUUUUGGCCAUAUAGUAUAUAAAGUUAUUGACCGAACUCUUGCUUAAUGAGGUCCAGUUAGAACAGCCACCUCUAAAAAAAAAGGUCUAUCAUUCAAAGCCUAGCUUACUGCCUUAAUGUUGAUAUCCAUCUAGUGGAGUGAUAUAGAUCACAACAUUGGGAGUUCAGGAGGAGGUUCUGCAGGAAUGGUAGCUUCCUGUGUACCAUAAAUUUUGAGCAGGCUGUAAAAAGUGUUCACAAAACAGACAACUAUUGUUAAGUUUAUUAAUUUCUUUGUGUACAUUGCAUUGAUGGAAUACGCCAACAUACAGAUGCCAAAAUCUGUAGCAAUAUGUGUGAUUGCUGCAGACAAUUAUUUUGACUCAUUUCCCUGCACUUAGGCUAUAACAGAAAUAGAAUAGAAUUGAACAUAUGUUUACUCCACAUUGACUUGUAAAUGUAAUGUGGCCACAUUAUAUGAACUUAAAAUCUACAAAAAUUACCUUGAGCAAUAAAGGUCUUAGGACUGGAAAAACAUGAGAGAAUAUCUUUCCAAUGGUAUUAUGUCAUUUUGUCCAACAUUUCAGUGCUGGUCCAAAAGUAAAUGUAAAAAGUUACUGACACUUUCCAAAGUUGGGGCAAAGUUAUUAGCCCCAUAUCUUAAAGAAGCAAAUAAUUUGGAUUUAGAGCUUAAUUUUGUUUACUGUCAGAAUUCAACAAUUGUCCUAUGACUUACAUUACAAGUAAGGUUUGACGUAAACAAUUUUCCCCCCUUUUUUAAUCAAUACAGGAAAAUGUAAAAAAAAAAAAAAAAAAAAAAAUCUGUCUGUGGUAAGUACACUACGGAUGUGGUGUAUAAAGAUUAGAUUGAAAAAAAUACUAUUUCUUUAAAGCCUCUGGCCACACGAUUUCACGUGUUAAAACUUUGUGAUACUAAAGAUCUGUUAUUAAAUAACGUAUAUAUCCUGAACUACAAUUUAAAUUAUAACUAAGAAUUGUCAGACAGUAUAUUGAUGGACAGUCCUAGGGCUAGAAAAGCAUGUAAGUAUGACAGCGUUGUGCUUCCACAGCACUUUUUUUUUUUUUUUUUUUUUAACAUGCAAGUCGUGAAAGUUGCAUGAUGUGUUGGUGUAUUUUGUACAUGGUGGUCACAGAAAACAGCAAAAAUAACGUAAGAUUGCAUCUUGUGUGCACCAUGCUGCUACUUCCCCCUUUCAGUGAGUUUGAAAAGCUACACUGAUAAGCAGAACAUGGCACUGCAGCAGGUGAUGCUCGGCAAAAUCAGAUUAACUUGUAUUUUGUCUUCAUUGUCCCAGCAUAAGCAAUGACUAUUAUAAAAAUGUUUUAAUUAGAUAAAAAUUCAGCUUGCCUAUCUUUUUAUGGUAAUAGGUGUCAAUUAUAGUGCAGCCACCUAGAACUACUCGUUACAACACAAACUACUACACUAAAUGGGUGUAUUUUAUGCAAUUUUGCUCACACUCGGGCACAAAGUGGCUGAUUGAGCAAAAAGAAGUCACUUCAGUUUCUGUGGUUGGGGUGAAAAGGGAGCUGAUGUAAGCAGAUGAAUAAUUCUGAUUGGUAUUUUGGUAGGCUUGUCACAUUUACCUUUAUGCUGAUUAACAGUUUUGACCUAAUUAUUUAAAAUAAAAUCAUAGACUGACUAAAUAUAAUAAAACUGACUUGACUAUUAAAAAUGAAAUAUUAAUAUUUACAUUAAUAUUAAUAUUUGCUAAGCAUAGUUUUGGACUGUCUGGGAAAUAUUAACUAACAAUCCUUAGUACUUUCAAUCUAAGUUCUAGAAACCAGCCAUAUAUACUAUAUCACACAUUUGGGAAAGUCAUUCUGGUAUAUAGUCCAUAGUAUCUAAUUAUUAAUAAACAUGAAUAAUAUCCAUGUACUUUUCUAAUUGUCCAGCCAAAUGUCUUACCAAUGAGAUAUAAAAAUAGCAAUCCACAGCCCUCCACUGUGUGCCUAAAUGGAUUAUUUUCGUAUAAUAGCACGGCUUGAGGUGUGUUAUUCCACUUAUACCACAGUGAAUUAUGAUUACAAUUUUUUUUUUAUUAAUGAGUGACACAUUAUGCUUUUUUAUAACACCGCUUGUGUUGAUGCAUGCUACCAUACUGCAUUAACAGCAGAAUAAAAUGAUGUAUCAAAUCAUGUUUAGCUCUGUCAACUUGUCAGAUAUGGUAAAUGCUCUGUGUUGAAUGUGUUAGCUGAAUGUUGAAAAAUCAGCAAGGAAGACAGAUUGUUGACAUCACAUAGAAUGUGGAUUUACUAUUUUUCCUUGAAUCACCUGAUUGCUUCUUCUGCUCUUGUGUAGUAAGGGCUCUCCAGAAAAGAGGAUAAUUGCAGAGUCCCAGUUCCAUUAUUGGGCUCUGUACAAAGCUGGAUACUCUGGUACUAAAUAACAAAUCAAAAAGUAGUUAUGAUUGCCUUGGACAGUUUGUAGCCUUGGUUAAUUUAUUCUAAUAUAUUUUCACAAAACAUCACCUGGUCUUUUUCCAGUCUUCAACUGUCCAGGUAUGGUGAGUCUUUGCCCACUGAAGACUCAGAUUCCUGUUCUUGGCUGACUGGAGUGGAAGCCAGAGUGGUCUUCUGCUGCUGUAACCCCUCAAGUUUUGAUGUGUUGUCCAUUCUUCAAUGCUUUUCUGCUCACCACAGUUGUAAAUAGUGGUUAUCUUAGUUACCAUAACCUUCCUCUUAGCUCAAAACAGUCUGCCCAUUCUCUUCUGACCUCUCUCAACAACACUCUCUCGAUUGUUUUGUUUUGUUUUGUUUUUUGCACCAUUCUGUGUAAAAUGUGUGUUGUGAAAAUUAACUGAAGAGCUUGACCCGCACGUAUCUGCAUGAUUUUAUGCAUUGCUCUGCUGCCACGUGAUUGGCUGAUUGGAUAAUUGCAUGAAUGAGCAGGUGUAUACUGUACAUCAUUUUUGUGUCAUUAUAGCAAUAUAUAUGUGAUGUGUAUAUGGAUAUACAGCUAUAGCUUUAUGUCACUGAGCAGUUUAAGCUUUUGCAGCUUUACUCUUUGCUGUAAAUACUGUAAGCCUCUUUAAGCCACUUAAAGUACCAUCCUAACACUAAAUAUAAGUUGUAACUGUAAUAUAUGUCCAUUCGUGUAGAUUAUUUAGAAUGCUGUCUAUUGUUGCAUGCAUGGAAAAGUAAGAAUUUCACUGCAUGUUGCACACUGCAGCCUACGUUUGUUCACAUGACAAUAAAAACCUGAACGUGACCGGUAGUUUGGGGACGUGGUUUUGUUAGCAUAGAGAGACAGUGCUUAUCAGCAGAUCGGCGCUGUGCUUGGAGUGGGGGAGGAAUAAACGGUGUUUGUAUAAAUGGCGGGCGCGCGCGCAGAGACGCGGACAGAAGCGCGAGCGUCAUGGACCUGAGUGAGGCGACGGCUUUACGGCAGCAGCGCAGCAUUAAACAGACUAAUCGGUUUUUACGCAAGGAUUCCGCCGACUUGCUGCCAUUAGAUGGCCUCAAGAAACUCGGAACGUCUAAAGAAGGGCAACCACACAACAUUCUCCAGAGGAGGCUGCUGGAGGCCACUUUAUCACGGAACAGACUGAACAACCGCAACGUGAAACCAUCACGCAGUCAUAUGGUUCAAAGCCACAGUGUGCACAGCGACACUCAAGCGGAUGAGACUGACCUCAUUCAAGUCAUGUGUCAGUGCUUUGGGAUGGAUAUGAUGGUUACAAUUGACACAGGCUGUACCCUAAAUCUGAUAUCAUCAGUCAGCGUAGAGAAACUUGGCUUUAAGGCACAGAUCAUCAGCAACAAAAAUGAAGAUCAUUUAGGGCCACUCCAGCACAACCUCCAAACCAUAGGACACCUCAAGCUGAGUUUGGUCAUUGGGCAAACAGAAAUAGAUCUUUUAUUUACUGUUGUGGUGUAUGUUUUUGUAGAAAACAACAGAAUGUUUAUAUCAUUGGGCACAAAGACGCUCAAGUUUCUAAAGUGUGUUAUUGAUACUGAAAAGCAGAUGCUGGUUCUUGGAAAUUCUAUACGGGAGCAAGUCCAUUUUGUUGGAAAACAUGAAAAUGAAGUCUCAAUGGAAUAAGAGGAAUAUACAAAUAUCUACAUUCUUAUCUCAUCUCUCAAAGACGUAUCUGCAAAGGAAAUUAGUUUAAAGGGCCUGGGGCCAUUACUGGAAUCCAUCAAGCCUGUGGGCUAUCUUUAUCACGUAUCCCUUUUUCCACUUCCUCUGUGCAGAGCUCAUUAUGAGAUGAUUAUUCUAGCAGGGCAUUGCUGAAUUAUAAAUAAACAGCAAGUGUCAUUUCUACAUCCACACUUUAAUGAGCUGUAUGUGUGUCACUAAUUUAUGAGUGUAGAUUUAGGUUUUAGCCUUAGUAAUAAAAGGAUUGUAAUCAUGGAUAUACAAACAAGACGUUUUGAAUGAGCAUAUCUGCAUAAUAUUAUGUAUUGCACCAUUGCCACAUGAUUGGCUGACUGGAUAAUUGCAUGAUUGAGCAGGUGUAUAGAUGUUCCUAAUAAAGUGGUUGGUUAGUCUAUAUAUCGAUACAAUACCUAUGUACAGACAUCAUAUAUAGCAAUUUGUUUCUAUUAAGUAAAGCAUUAUUUUUGAAACCCUACAUGUCAAAUUGUGCAAUGACUUUAGCUAAGAAUUCUUAGCUCAUGAGCUAUAACACUACAGUUUAGCAUUAUCACAUGCACCACACAUAUUAUUUAGGUAAAUGUCACUAAUAGCAAAAGCGUUCACAAAAGUAUUUCGUAUAAGAAUAUUUUCCUAGAAAGCUUUGUAAUGACAUCCUGUCAUAGACUAUUUUGUCAAGUGUAUGCUUUAAUUAAAUAAAAGUUAAGGAUUUUAAACACA
Messenger RNA from Pangasianodon hypophthalmus (striped catfish), 6193 nucleotides. Its product is annotated as nuclear receptor-interacting protein 3. Lineage: Eukaryota; Metazoa; Chordata; Actinopteri; Siluriformes; Pangasiidae. The record is from RefSeq and is a predicted model, not a curated record. The transcript has 7 exons. Bases 4733 to 5419 code for a protein of 228 amino acids.